Microplitis mediator is the source of this 2645-nucleotide messenger RNA. Its product is annotated as dnaJ homolog subfamily C member 10-like. NCBI's taxonomy places the organism in Eukaryota, Metazoa, Arthropoda, Insecta, Hymenoptera, Braconidae. Bases 255 to 2645 code for a protein of 796 amino acids. The record is from RefSeq and is a predicted model, not a curated record. The transcript has 10 exons.
UGUUUAUUGUUAUUUUUCGAAUAAAAUACGACCAAACAAUCACGGGAUUACGUGUAUGAUAUAUAUUUGUUGUGGCACUUAAUAAGGAAAUGUAUAUACAUUGUUUUUAAAAGUGUGGGUGGUUUUUUAAACACCGAAUCCCCUCAUCACUCAAUAGAAAUGACUCCAAGUCAUUAGUUUAAAAAGCGUGCAACGUGUUAUUAGAUUGUUCUGUUUUUUUCUGUUACUUGUGAUUGAUAACUAACGUAAUCACCAUGGUCCAGCAAAUAUUAUUAUUAUUAUUAUUAAUAUUAAAUCGUUCGUUCUGUGAUGAUUAUUAUGAAUUAUUGGGCUUAAAACGAACAGCGAAUGAAAAAGAAAUAAGACAAGCAUUUAAAAAAAUUGCUGUUAAUUUACAUCCUGAUAAAAAUCCUGAUGAUCCAGAAGCUCAUCCAAAAUUUUUAAAAUACACGACAGCAUAUGAAGUUUUAAAAGAUCCAGAAUUGCGUAAAAAAUAUGACUUGUAUGGAGAAGAAGGUCUCAAUAAUGAUCAAUUUGGUCGACAAAAUUAUCACUCUUGGAGUUAUUACCAAGAUAAUUUUGGAAUUUACGACGACGAUCCUCAAGUGGUCACUCUCAAUACCAAUGAUUAUGAUGACAAUGUUGUAAAUAGUGAAAAAAUAUGGAUGAUUAAUUUUUAUUCGCCAAUGUGUAGUCAUUGUCAUCAUUUAGCGCCAGAUUGGCGACGAAUUGCCAAAGAUUUUGAAGGUAUUGUACGUGUUGGCGCUGUUAAUUGUGAAGAUGAUUGGCGAUUAUGUCGUCGUCUUAAUAUACAGGCAUAUCCAACAUUAUUAUACUAUCCUAAAAAUUCUCAUCAUGGUACAAGAUAUACUAGUAAAAAAACUUAUGAGAAAAUAUCCGAAUUUAUAAUGGAACAUCUUGAUGUUAGUAUUGAAAAAAUAACAUCAACUAAAUGGAAAAAAUUAAUUAAGUUGUUAGAUGAAAAUAAUAAAGAUUAUUAUAAUAACGAUAAACCAUUACUAGUAUUUACAUGUGGAAAGGAACGUAAUUGUUUUGAUAAUGAUGAGCAAUUAAAAAUAACUGCCAUGUUUGACAAUAUUAUUGAUACAGGUAUUUUUGAAUGUAAUAAAAAUAAUUGCAACAAAUUAUUAGAGACAACUGGCGCAGUAUUUAUAAAUAAUAUUAAAAAUAAUGAUAAAAAAAAUUUUAUAUUAUUUAAUGAUAUAAAUAAUAUUGAUGAAUUUGUUCAUGAUGUUUUGGAUCAGUUACCAGAGCCACAGGAUAUAAGUAAUGAUUAUUUUAAUGAUAUUAAAAAAAAUUUAGAAAAAAAUGAUAAUGAGAACGGAUGGUUGGUGUGUUUUUACAUUGGCCAUGCAACAGACUUAGAUUUGCAAUUGAAAAAAUUACCGAGUAUAAUAACUGACGUUAAUUUAGGAAAACUCAAUUGCGGUAAAUAUAGUUCACUUUGUAGUAAUUUAAAUAUAAAUAGAUAUCCAAUGUGGGGAGUCAUAAAACCUGGUGGUGCUUUUGAAUUAAGUCAUGGUAAAAGUACAAUAAAUGAUGUCGCCAAGUUUGCUGAAAAUAGUAUUAAAGCACAAAAUGUUGCGGCAUUGAGUGCUGAUAAAAUAAUUUCAAUACUAAAAAGACAAAACGGAAAGGAAGUCUGGUUCUUAGAUUGGUACGCACCAUGGUGUCCACCAUGCAUGCAAUUUUUACCAGAAUUACGUAAAGCGUCAAUGCAAUUUAAAAAAUCAGUUGUGCAGUUUGGUACAAUUGACUGCACAGUACAUGCCGAUAUUUGCAGACGAUACAAUAUACGUUCGUAUCCAACAGCAAUGUUAAUAAAUGGGACGACCACAACUCAAUUUACUAAUCAGAAAACAGCUGCUGGUAUCAUUGAAUUUUUGAAUGAAGUUGUUAAUCCUACAGUGAUUAAAUUAAAUAAAGACAAUUAUUAUAAGACAGUUGGUAGAAAAGAUGAUACUACACUAUGGGUAAUUGAUUAUUUCGCACCCUGGUGCGGACCAUGUCAGCAGUUGGCUCCCGAGUGGACGAUUGUUGCUAAAAAUUUGCAUUUAUUAGAUAAUGUUAAGGUUGCGAGUGUCGACUGUGACGCUAAUGGAGAAUUGUGUCGCGAGUUGGGUGUACGCAGCUAUCCUACUAUUAGACUUUAUCCAUUUGGGAGUGUUGGGUUAAAUCAAGUUGCACUAUUUAAUGGUCAACGAGACUCCACAGCAUUGAUGCAGUGGAUAACGAACUUUUUCCCAACGAAAAUAAAAAAUUUUGACGAAGAGAAAUUACGUAAAAAUAUAUUUAACAAUAAGAGCAAAAGCAAAAACAAAAAAGAUUAUUGGCUGAUUGAUUACUACGCGCCUUGGUGCGGGCACUGCCAGAAAUUGGAGCCGCAGUUUGCAAUCGCCGCCCAAUUGUUGAAAAAUAAUUCAAUCGGGUUCGGUAAAUUUAAUUGCGACACAUUUGGCUCUGAGUGCAACCAACUGGGUAUUCAAGCCUACCCAACUCUCAUGCUCUACACUCCCGAAAAUAAACGUAGUGGUAUUGAAAUUACCUCUCAAAACGCACAGGAUAUUAAAAACAAUAUUUUGAAUCUGAUAAACAAAAAUUCUAAACUACACGACGAAUUGUAA